Messenger RNA from Trifolium medium, 372 nucleotides. The record is from the annotation of a GenBank genome assembly. NCBI's taxonomy places the organism in Eukaryota, Viridiplantae, Streptophyta, Magnoliopsida, Fabales, Fabaceae.
AUUUCAGUCAAUCCCGAAGAUCAUGAGAAGACAGCUUUCACAUGUCCUUUCGGCGUCUUUGCUCAUAGACGGAUGCCUUUUGUGUUUGGUCCAUCUUUUGAACAUUGUUUGAGAAACUUGGACACCGUAAUGAAGCGGUGUGUUGAAACAAAUCUGGUCCUAAAUUGGGAGAAGUGUCAUUUUAUGGUGACUGAAGGCAUCGUUCUGGGUCACAAAAUCUCUUUCAAAGGCAUUGAAGUUGAUAAAGCAAAGGUAGAAGUUAUUGAAAAACUUCCACCUCCAGUGAAUGUCAAAGGAAUCAGAAGUUUUCUUGGUCAUGCCGGUUUCUACAGAAGAUUCAUCAAAGACUUCUCCAAAAUUGCCAAACCUUAG